Messenger RNA from Paramuricea clavata, 798 nucleotides. The record is from the annotation of a GenBank genome assembly. NCBI's taxonomy places the organism in Eukaryota, Metazoa, Cnidaria, Anthozoa, Malacalcyonacea, Plexauridae.
AUGGACAUUUACAAUACAUCAGUGCUUCAGGGAGUCUUCCCUGAUAAGCUAAAACGUUCUAUCGUCGUUCCCAUUCCAAAAGUGUCACCACCUCAGACUAUUGAGGAUGAUUUAAGACCUAUAUCACUCGCAGUUCAGGUAUCUAAAGUGAUGGAAGGAUUUAUGCUACAGUCCCUCAUGUCGGAAGUGGGUCAUAAAUUGGACCCAAAGCAAUUUGCUCUUCCGGGAAAGUCAACCACUCAGACACUCGUUUAUCUCCUCCACGUGAUUCAUGCUGCUUUAGAUCAAGGCCACUGCUCUGUAAGAAUCUUUUUUGCUGAUUUCAAAAAAGGUUUUGAUCUCGUACACCAUAAUGUCAUUAUUGAUGAACUUUUAAAAUUACAAGCGAGUCCUGUCAUUGUAAGAUGGAUAAAGUCGUUCCUUACCCCCCGCGAACAGUGUGUAAAAAUCGGAUCAUCCACUUCCUCAUGGAAACCCGUUAACGGUGGCCUACCUCAAGGAACUAAACUUGGGCCUCUUCUCUUUGCCAUUUUAGUCAAUUCCCUCCUACAGGACUGGAAUGGGCGGAUAAUGUUUGUAGACGAUGCUACUGCACUAGAAAUUGUUCCACGUUGUUCUCCUAGCUUGCUACCUAUCCUCGUAAAUGAUGUAUCUCAGUAUGCCUCAAGUAGAGGAAUGAAGCUUAACAGUAAGGAAUGUAAGGAGAUGAUAAUAUCCUUCCUCCAAUACCACCUUCCACUUGAUAAUGCGAUCUAUAUAGAUGGUUCGCCAGUGCAAUCAGUAUUCUCCUUUAGUUAA